AUGCAGCCUAAUGGUAGUGCUCCUCUUGAGGAUACUAGUAGUGCUGUUCCUUGUACUGUCAGUGUGGCCAUUGAUAAUAAAACUCUUACUAUUAACUAUGGUGAUAAUAAGUGUAUUGAAAUUACUCUUGGUGAUAGUGAUAGUAUUACAAAAGCUGGUACUGCUGUUCCUUAUGGUCACAUACUUACUGAAAGUUUUGAUAUGAGUAAAGUUCACUGGCCAGAGAUAAUUUCUCCCACACUCAUGGUUAUUGUUGUCAUUGUAUUUCUGAUAGCCACAAUAUUUCCACCAGUAAUAAUUGCUGUUCUUAGAUUAAGGGCACCGGCUUGGUCACCUCAGCACAACUUAGGAGGUCGUUGGGGGCUAUGGACAAAAUACGAUUAUGCUCCUGAUUGGAAUAAACCAUCUGAAACUACUACUGUCCAUGCUUACCUAUGGCACUUCUUUGAUCUGUUAAUGGACAUUAAGAUCUCUCUAGCUGUUGUAUUCAUCUACUCACUUCAAUUCGGUACUACCCAAUCUUGGGAUGGCUACGACACUACUCGUAAUACUAGUCUUGACUUUAAAGUUACUCUCAAUGCCACUAGUGGUAGUAAUACUUUUGCUUCUAGUGGUUCUAUAAAAAUUACUGUAGGUGCUGCUGAUUUUGCAACACUCACUGGUACUAAUGUUCAAGUCACUAAUAUAGGUGGUACUAUCAAGAAGUACAUAGAUAGCAAUAAGCCUCCUGAUCCUAGUAAUCUCCAACCAAUCACAAACACUAGUGAUCCACUCAAUAAGGGUACUAAGUUAGAAAUCGAUGCCACUGGUUCCAUCUCUAGUAUUACUGCAGAAGUUACCAUUAAAGGUGAUCUAACUGUAUCCUCCACUGAUCAGAAACUUGGCUCCUCUGCACUCACCCUAGGUGGUAGUGAAGGUCUAGGUGGAACCAUAACACCCCAAGAUUCUGGCACCAAAGUCACAAUCAAGAAUACUAGUACUAUCACACUGACAAGGAAGGCUCUGACUGCCAUUCAGUCUCUCACUCAGAAUGCCGUCACUCUCGAUAAAACUGGUGGUGGUCAAUUUACGUCUAAGGCCACAAUCACUAUAACUCGUGGUGAAGACAAUAAAACAGAUUACAACUUCACAGCGCUCACUGUCACUACUAAUCUUGAAAUCAACAUCACUCAGGGAACCAUCAAAAAUGCCACUAAUACUCUCCAAACCACUAGUCCUGAACUCGAUAAGGAUGAUGUUCUAGAGCUUAAUGCCACUGGCACAAUCACAAAACCUGUUGGCACUACAGGUGAUGUUAAACUUGCAGGUACUAUAGUGGUCACAUCAGAUAAAAAACAAAUUGGUUCCAGUCUCACCAUCACUGGAGGUCCCAGCGGUGGUGUAGGUGGAACCCUAAAUCUCACUAAUCAAACUAAAACUGACACUAUUCCUGCACAUGUCACAAUCAGUAGUAGUACUCUCACAAUCGAUAAAGCUGCCUACGACACUCUCAAGUCAGCUGGUGCUGUGACUCCUGAUUCUCUUAAGAUUGGUGCAAGUGAUAGUAAAGUUCGUAUUCCUGCUAAUGCUACAGGUGGUGCUAAAGAAGCUGGUCUCGCUAAUGAACCGAGUUUUAAGAAGUACUGGCAUUUAUUUCCUCCUAACUAUUAUGACGAGGAUUUUCCUUACUGGACAUCUAUAUUUCCUGCACUCAUGGUACUUCUGAUAGCUACAAUAUUUCCACCAAUGAUAGUGGUUAUACUCCAAAAAGAAGCUAAAACACAUUCUCCGAAAUACUAUAUGGGUUGGGGAGAUGGAAAUCUUCGUUACUGGCACUUAGUUGAUUUGUUGCUUGAUACUCAGGAGGCUAAGGUUAAGGAAGCUACUUAUACUCCUCCUACUGGUGCUCCUUAUAAGUAUAUUGUUAAGGAUCCUAAAACUAAUAUAACUUAUACUUUUACAACUACUGCUCAGCUUACUAGUGGUGCUGCUACUAUAACUGUUACUGUUGAUUAUGGUCAUAUAUUUGCUGAAGGAUUCGGUGAUCUUGAAGAUGUCAAGACAUCCAAACACGUAGAACAAGAAUCAGAACCAGAAAAAUGCAACGAAGAUGCUGAAAAUCAAUCUGAUAAUCUUGUUCAUGCUUGGAUAUGGCACUUCUUUGUUAUCCUAGUUGUUGUGGACUGUUGCUUAUGGCUACUAUCGUGA
Theileria annulata is the source of this 2187-nucleotide messenger RNA. RefSeq lists its product as uncharacterized. Bases 1 to 2187 code for a protein of 728 amino acids. The transcript has 3 exons. NCBI's taxonomy places the organism in Eukaryota, Apicomplexa, Aconoidasida, Piroplasmida, Theileriidae. The record is from RefSeq and is a predicted model, not a curated record.